AUGCAGCCCACCGCCAUUCUAUCUCUCCUGGCCACCAUGGCGGCCAACGCCGCCCCCAGCAGCCUCUCUUCCCGCCAAGGUGCCCCGCGCAUACGCGCCGGCUUUUACGGCGAGGGCAGCUGCGGUAACAACGGAAUGAAUCCCAACUUGGAAGAUAUGGUCUUCCUGCAAAACACUGUUACCGGACGUGCAGGAUGUCGAGACCUUGAUGUCGGGCCGUUCCCAGCUACGUACUUCAACGAGAGUAGUUUGACUCAGACAAGUGAGUUUUGCGAUACUUGA
Alternaria atra is the source of this 282-nucleotide messenger RNA. RefSeq lists its product as uncharacterized. NCBI's taxonomy places the organism in Eukaryota, Fungi, Ascomycota, Dothideomycetes, Pleosporales, Pleosporaceae. The transcript has a single exon. Bases 1 to 282 code for a protein of 93 amino acids. The record is from RefSeq and is a predicted model, not a curated record.